UGCCCACACCGCCCUUGACCACACCCCACCACCAACCGCCCUCCCCUUGGCGAUCCCCACACACUUGCCCAACCAACCACACUUGUCCCACGCCUCUCCUCCUCCUCUCCUCUCGCCUUGUACGAGUCUCACCUUGCUGCGUCCAUCCACCCACCGACCAUCCACCACUUCCCCCAAAGUCUCCUCCUUUCUCCCUUCUCAGCCAAGCAACCAAGCGAUCUCGCCGAUGAAGAGGGAGGGGUUCCAGCACGGCGCCGUCCGGGUCAACCGCAACAAGCUGCUGCGGGUCGCCGGCGGCACCAACGGCGACGCGGCGGCCGCGGCGCUGGAGCUCGCCGGCGUCGCCUACGCCAGGGCGCCGUCCAAGCCGACCAACGCGUCCAGGGACACGGGCCGGUGCCGGCGGCCCCGGUGCGCCGGCUGCCACGUGCACCCCGCCGCCAAGGCCCGGGACAAGGCCAAGGGCGCCCACAAGCUGCGCGCCUCCGACGUCGCGCUCAACCACCGCCUCGUCUCCUGGCGCCUCGUCGACGGGGACCCCGCCGCCGCCGCCGCCCGCACCGGCGGCGUGCCCGACUACAAGGGCGCCUCCGCGUCCGCCGUGCUCGCCUACCUCGCCGGCGGCAACAGCUGGCACGCCGAGGACGAGGAGGAGGACGAUGACGGCGCAGAUCUUCAGGCCCCCCCAAGGGGGAUCUCCGACCUGUACGACCUCAUCGUCGGCCUCCAGGCCCGCGCGGCCCCUGCGCCGGGCGGCCCAGAAGACGACGCCGAUGGCACGGCAGCAGUAACACCCAGCGAUGAAAUCGAGGAGCACGAUGCUGAAAUCACUGACGACGCCGACGAGGAGGAGGAGGACGACGACGGGUUCUGCGUGGUGCAGGGCAUCACCAUCGCGCUCGAGUUCUCCGACGGGGAGGAGGACUGGAUCGUGGUCUGAUCUCAUUCAGUUUGCAAAUAAUAAGACGUGCAACAGAGGUCAGCCGUCCGCAUCCCUCCGCCUCUGCUGCCGCUGCGCAAUUCCCUUCCAUCCGCAUCUGCUCUGUUCCUGUUAAUUGAUGAUCGUGUCCCUGUGUGUAUACUGCUCUGUUGUCAUGUUAAUUGGUCGUGUCCCUGUGUAUAUAUCUGGUGACUGUCUGUCUAAUUUGUCAAAAAUUCAUGGAUUAUCAUGACCUGAAUCUAUCAAUCAUGUGUGAAUAAAAUUAAUGAAGAAGUUAUUCAUUCCUCUUCA
This is a messenger RNA of Triticum aestivum (bread wheat), 1231 nucleotides long. RefSeq lists its product as uncharacterized. The transcript has a single exon. Lineage: Eukaryota; Viridiplantae; Streptophyta; Magnoliopsida; Poales; Poaceae. The record is from RefSeq and is a predicted model, not a curated record. Bases 227 to 940 code for a protein of 237 amino acids.